This is a messenger RNA of Moesziomyces aphidis, 7167 nucleotides long. Lineage: Eukaryota; Fungi; Basidiomycota; Ustilaginomycetes; Ustilaginales; Ustilaginaceae. The record is from the annotation of a GenBank genome assembly.
AUGUCGGGGCUCGGCGCGCACCAGAGCGAUGCCCUCAAUCGCAUCUUCGCCGGCCUCAGGAGCAGAGACGAGGCCUCGCGUCAGGCGGCCGGCGAGGAACUCAAGUCGCACGUCGCCUUCGUCGUCUCCGAGCUCAAGGGCGACUCCCUCUCCACAUUCAACAACGACCUCCACCGCAGGAUCUUCGAGCUCACCCACUCCCAGCAUGUGCACGAGAAACUCGGCGGCAUCGUCGCCAUCGAGGACCUCAUCGAGCAGGAGAGCGAGGACAACAGCGCUCGUCUCUACCGCUUCUACCAGUACCUCAAACCCAACCUCCCCUGCAACGAUGCCUCGGUCAUGAUCGCCGCCUCGCGCGCCCUCGGCAAAGUCGCUCACCACGGCGGUCAGUCGCUCGGCGAACAGUUCAUCGAGUUCGAGGUGCUCCGUGCGCUCGACUUUCUCCAGGCAGGCGAUCGCAACGAGUCCGGCCGAUACGCCGCCGUGCUCAUCAUCCGCGAGAUGGCUAAAAAGGUGCCCCAGCAGUUCCAUCCAUACGUGCCGCGUGUGCUCGAUCGCAUCUGGGUUGCCUUGCGCGACGUGCGCGUCAUCGUCCGCGAGGGCGCCGCAGAGGCCAUGGGCGCCUGCCUCGGCAUCAUCGCCGCGCGCGAAAAGCAGAUGGGCAGCCACUUCUUCGAGUCCAUCUACGAAGAGGCCGAAAAGGGCCUCAAGAUGAGCGCCGCAGAGGCCAUCCACGGCAGUCUGCUCGCCGUACAGCAGCUCCUCCAGCACUCCAAGACCUUCAUGCGCAACCGCUUCCAGCGCGCAUGCCAGCUCGUCUUCCGCCUCCACAAGCACAGGGAUCCGCUCAUCCGACGCACCAUCACCAACCUCGUCCCCGUCCUCGCCCGCUACGACCCGCACUACUUUGCAGAGGAGCACCUCGGCGCCGUCAUGACCAUCCUCACUGAACAGCUCCGCAAGGAGAAGGACCGCUCGCCAAAAGAGUCCGCACAGACCUUCGAGACCAUCGGCUUCGUCGCCGCUGCCAUGGGCCCGCGCAUGAAGCCCUUCAUCGAGCCAGUCCUCGCCUGCGUCAAAGAGGGCCUUCAGAGCCGCGGGAGGAAGAACGCAACCCCAGAGGGUCCCAUCUUCCUCUGCGUCGGCAACCUCGCCACCGCCGUCGGUCCCCACCUCACCAGGUACAUGCACGACCUCCUCGACCUCAUGUUCUCCUGCGGUCUCAGCAUCCCGCUCGUCACCGCACUCGACGGCAUCGUCAAGGCCAUCCCCCCGCUCAUGAAGGUCGUCCAGGACCGCCUGCUCGACAUGCUCUCCAUGACGCUCAUCGGCCAGCCCUACCGUCCGCUUGGGGCGCCCGCAAAUCUGCGUCCCUCGGCCAACGCCAGCCGCGACGUCGUCGCUGCUCACACCGUCGAGUCCAAGGGCGUCGAGACCAUCACCGUCGCCCUACAGACGCUCGGCAGGUUCGACUUCCAGGGUCACAUCCUCAACGAGUUCGUCCGCAACUGCACAUUACCCUACCUCGAGGACGACCAUGCCGCCGUUCGUCAGGCCGCAGCAGAGACCUGCGCCGACCUCUUUGUCAACGAUCCCAUCUGCCGCCAGACCAGCAUGCACGCCAUCGAGGUCGUCAACGACGUGCUCGACAAACUCAUGACCGUCGGCAUCGCCGACCCGGAUCCCGAGCUCAGAUGGACCGUGCUCAGCAAGUUUGGCGCACAGGAGCAGUUCGACCGCCACCUCGCACAGUCCGAGUACGUGCGCUCGCUCUUCAUUGCGCUCAACGACGAAAAGUUCAACGUGCGCGAGGUGGCCAUCGUCAUCAUCGGCCGUCUCGCCAAGCACAACCCGGCCUACGUCAUGCCCUCGCUCCGCAAGGCGCUCAUCCAGCUCCUCACCGAGCUCGAAUACUCCACCGUCAGCAGGCACAAGGAGGAAGCCGCAAAGCUGCUCACCGAGGUCGUCCGUGCUUCGCAGCGCCUCGUCAAGUCGUAUGCGCUGCCCAUGCUCGAAGUGCUGCUGCCAAAGGCCAACGAUCCCAGCGUCGGCGUCGCAGCACGAGUCAUGGAGUGUCUCGGCGAGCUCGCCAAGGUCGGCGGCGAAGACCUGGCGCCCUUCGCCGACCAGCUCAUGCGCCUUGCCAUCGACCAGCUUUCCAGCACAGCGCCCGGCUCGUCCACGGUCAAGCGAGACGCCGCGCUCAAGAUGCUCGGCCUCGUCGCCUCCAACACGGGUCACGUAGUCAACGUUUACCUCACCUACAAGGGCCUGCUCCACCUCCUCGUCAGGAUCCUCAAGACCGAGCAGUCCAAGCCCGCCCGCCGCGAGACCAUCCGAAAUAUGGGCUUCCUCGGUGCCCCUGACCCCUACAGGUUCAAGCUGCUCGAGAAGAACGGCGACGAGGGCCAGGACGACACGUCCAAGGGCAGCGGCACCGAUCUGUUCGAGCUCGCCUUGGCCAUCGGUACCUCGACUGACGACUACUACCAGAACAUCGCCAUUGACGCGCUCAUCACCAUCCUCAAGGAUCCGUCGCUCUCGACGCACCACCACGCCGUCAUCGAGGCCAUCAUGUACAUGUUCAAGACACAGGGUCUCAAGUGCGUCACCUUCCUGCCGCAGAUCAUCCCGGCCUUCCUCAACGUCAUCCGCACCUGCGUCACCGGUCUGUCCGAAUUCUACUUCCAGCAGCUCGCCAUCCUCAUCUCGAUCAUCAAGCAGCAUGUGCGCAGCUACCUCGAGCCCAUCUUUGAGCUGGUCCAGGAGAACUGGAACCCCAACUCGAGCAUCCAGCUCACCAUCGUUUCGCUCGUCGAGGCGGUCGCCAAGGCACUCGAGGGCGAGUUCAAGUCGUACCUGCCAAUCCUAUUGCCCAACAUGCUCCAGACGCUCGACGGCGAGAUCACGAGCAAGCGCCAGCCCACCCUGCUCCGCAUCCUCCAGGCGUUCUACGUGUUUGGCUCCAACAUCGAAGAGUAUCUGCAUCUGGUGCUGCCGGUCAUCGUCAAGAUGUUCGAGCGUCCCGAUGCUUCGCAGACGUUGCGACGCGCUGCCAUCCUCACCGUGGGCAAUCUGUCGCGCAAGGUGAGCUUCUGCGACCAUGCCUCGCGCGUCAUCCAUCCGCUCGUGCGCGUGCUCCCCACCGGCUCGCCCGACAUCCGCAACGCCGUCAUGGAGACGCUCUCGGCGCUCGUGGUGCAGCUUGGCUCGUCGUACGCCAUCUUCAUCCCCGUCGUCAACAAGGUGCUCGUGCAGCACCGUAUCCAGCACACCACGUACGAUCAGCUCGUCACCAAGCUGCUCAACGGCGAGCGCCUUCCCCAGGACCUCUCGGCGGCUGACAAUGCGCUCGGCAGCAAGAUCGACGACUCGCCGCAGGCAGAGGCCAACAAGAUGACCGUCAACCAGCAGCAUCUCAAGCAGGCAUGGGACACGUCCAAAGUGUCCACCAGCGAGGACUGGCAGGAGUGGCUGCGUCGCAUGGCGGUCGAGUUCAUGCGCGAGUCGCCCAGCCACGCGCUGCGAGCCUGCCGCAGCUUGGCAGACGUGUAUCCCGCGCUGGCCUACGGUCUGUUUAACGUCGCCUUUGUCUCGUGCUGGACCGAGCUGUACGAGCAGUACCAGAGCGACCUUGUCAAGGCGCUCGAGACCGCCUUGGAUGCACCCGAGGUGCCCGGCGAUGUGGUGCACAUGCUGCUCAACCUCGCCGAGUUCAUGGAGCACGACGACAAGGCACUGCCCAUCAACAUUCGUGUGCUCGGCGAUCGCGCCUACAAGUUCCACAGCUACGCCAAGGCGCUGCACUACAAGGAGGCCGAGUUUCUCACCGAUCCGUCGCCGCAGGUGGUGGAGAGCCUCAUCGACAUCAACACCAAGCUGCAACAGUCGGAUGCGGCGUUUGGCGCGCUGACGUAUGCGAGGGAGCACCUCGACAUCACCCACCACGAAGAGUGGUACGAGAAGUUGCAUCGCUGGGAGGAGGCGCUUGCCGCCUACGACCGCAAGGCCAUGCUCGACCCAGACGACUACACGGUUGCGUUUGGCAAGAUGCGAUGUCUGCACGCGCUCGGCGAAUGGGAGCAUCUCUCGGACCUCGUCCAGCAGAAGUGGGGACGUGCCGACAUGGACGACCGCCGCCACAUGGCGCCGCUGGCCGCCGCGGCAGCCUGGUCGCUGGGACAGUGGGACACCAUGGACGACUACAUCUCGGCCAUGCGCUCCGACUCGUCCGAGCGCUCGUUCUACCGCGCCAUCCUGCACACGCACCGCUCGCAGCGCGCGGCGGCCAACAAGCAGAUCGCCAAGGCGCGCGAGUCGCUCGACUCGGAACUCACUGCGCUCAUCAGCGAGAGCUACGGACGUGCGUACGAUCUCAUGGUGCGCACCCAGAUGCUCUCGGAGCUCGAGGAGGCGCUGGCAUACAAGCUCGACUACAAGGAGCAGCCCGACCGCCAGGCCACCAUCCGCUCCACCUGGAUGAAGCGUCUGCAGGGUUGCCAGCCCGAAGUCGAGGUGUGGCAGCGCAUCCUCUCGGUGCGCUCCAUCGUGCUCACGCCAGCCGACGACACCGAGACCUGGAUCAAGUUCGCCAACCUCUGCCGCAAGUCCGGCCGCAUGGUGCUUGCCGAGAAGACGCUCAAUUCGCUGCUCGGCCCCGAGAGGACGAAUGCGGAUCCCAGGUCGCCCAUCGGCCCGCGCGCGCCGCCGCCGGUGAUCUAUGCGCACCUCAAGUUCAUGUGGGCGUCGGGCGCGAGACUCGAGUCGCUCAGCUACUUGCAGGAGUUUACGCUCAACCUGGCCGAGGAUCUGGGUGUGCACACGGUGGACGAGCAUGGCAACCUGGUGACGCAGGACUGGCAGUCUUCGCCGCGGCUGGGCGAGUUUGCGCGCCUGCUGGCUCGGUGCUUCUUCAAGCAGGGCGAGUGGCAGAUGGCGCUGCGCGAGAACUGGGUUACGGACGACAACAGCAACGUCAUCGAGAGCUACCGGCGCGCGACCGAGCUCGACCGCAACUGGUACAAGGCGUGGCACGCGUGGGCGCUGGCGAAUUUCGAGAUCAUCUCGCACCACGAGGAGAGGAACGAGCAGAUCACGCCGCAGAUGAUCGCGGCGAGCAUUGUGCCGUCGGUGCAGGGCUUCUUCCGCUCGAUCGCGCUGGCGAGCGGCAACAGUCUGCAGGACACGCUGCGUCUGCUGACGCUGUGGUUCAAGUACGGCCACCAGGAGGACGUGUCGCAGGCGGUCAGCGAGGGUUUCGCGAGCGUGAUUGUGGACACGUGGCUCGAGGUGAUCCCGCAGAUCAUUGCGCGCAUCACGGCGCCGUCGCCGCGCGUGCGUCGGCUGAUCCACAAUCUGCUGUCGGACGUGGGACUGGCGCAUCCGCAGGCGCUCGUGUAUCCGCUCACCGUGGCGGCCAAGAGUCCGAGCCACAUGCGCAUCCAGGCGGCGAUGGGCAUCAUGGACAACGUGCGCGAGCACUCGCCCGUGCUUGUGGAGCAGGCGCUGCUCGUGUCCAACGAGCUCAUCCGCGUCGCCAUCCUGUGGCACGAGAUGUGGCACGAGGGACUCGAAGAGGCGUCGCGCCUCUACUUUACCGAGCACAACAUCGACGCCAUGUUUGCCACGCUCGAGCCGCUGCACGAUGCGCUCGAAAAGGGGCCCGAGACGCUGCGCGAGACGUCGUUUGCCCAGACCCACGGGCGCGAUCUGGCCGAGGCGCGCGAGUGCGGCCGAAGGUACCGCCAGUACGGCGACAUUUCCGACCUCAACCAGGCAUGGGAUCUGUACUACCACGUCUUCAAGAAGAUCGCCAAGCAGCUGCCGGCGGGCAACUCGGUGCAGCUUGAUCUGCAGUACGUGUCGCCGAAGCUGCUGGCGAUGCGCGAUCUGGAGCUGGCGGUGCCGGGCACGUACCAGUCUGGCAAGCCGAUCGUGUGCAUCACGCGGUUCGAGCAGAUUGUGCUGGUGAUCGCGUCCAAGCAGCACCCGCGUCGGCUCAAGAUGAAGGGUUCCGACGGGCGUACGUACCAGUACCUGCUCAAGGGCCACGAGGACUUGCGUCAGGACGAGCGGGUGAUGCAGCUGUUCGGGCUGGUCAACACGCUGCUCUCGAUCGAUUCCGAGAGCUACAAGCGGCGGCUGGAGAUCCGGCGGUUCCCCGUCAUCCCGCUCUCGCCCAACACGGGCAUGCUGGGAUGGGUGGAGAAUACGGAUACGCUGCAUGUGCUCAUCAAGGAGUACCGCGAGCAGCACAAGAUCCUGCUCAACAUCGAGCACCGGCUCAUGCUGCAGAUGGCGCCGGACUACGACCACCUCACGCUCAUGCAGAAGGUCGAGGUGUUCGAGUAUGCGCUCGACAAUACGCCGGGGCAGGAUCUGUACCGCGUCUUGUGGCUCAAGUCGCGCAACUCCGAGUCGUGGCUCGAGCGUCGUCUAGCCUACACGCGCUCGCUUGCCGUCUCGUCGGUGGCGGGCUAUAUUCUCGGCUUGGGUGAUCGGCAUCCGUCGAACCUGCUGCUGGACAGGUUGACGGGGCAGAUCGUGCACAUUGAUUUCGGCGACUGUUUCGAGAUCGCGUGUCACCGGCCCAAGUUCCCGGAGAAGGUGCCGUUCCGGCUGACGCGCAUGCUCGUGAAUGCGAUGGAGGUGGGUGGGAUCAAGGGGACGUUCAAGGUGACGGCCGAGAACACGAUGCGGGUGCUGCGCGACAACAAGGAGUCGGUGCUGGCGCUGCUCGAGGCGUUUGUGCACGAUCCGCUCAUCUCGUGGCGUUUGGUGGCGGACGAUGCGGAUCAGCAGCGCGCUCCGGAUGCGCAGGAGAACGAAGCGGCCGCCACGGCCGAGAAUGCUGCAGCGGCUGCGGCGGUGGCGGGUGCGCCGACGGGUGGCGCCAAUGUUGGCGCCGGCGGUGUGGUGGCCGCCAACCAACGUCAAGACCAGCCGGAGCAGGCACAGGGUGGAGGCGCCGUGGCGGCGGGAGGUCACGACAUGCGCAACCAACGCGCGCUGGAGGUGGUGCGCCGCAUCCAGAACAAGCUGAGCGGUCGCGACUUUAACCCCGCCGAAAGCCUCACUGUUGCGGCGCAGAUCGAGCGGCUGGUGCAGGAUGCGACGUCGAAAGAGAACCUGUGCGUGGCGUUUGUCGGCUGGUGCUCGUUCUGGUAA